Molecule: messenger RNA, 1227 nt
Organism: Manihot esculenta (cassava)
Lineage: Eukaryota; Viridiplantae; Streptophyta; Magnoliopsida; Malpighiales; Euphorbiaceae
Exons: 4
Coding region: 1-1227 (408 amino acids)
Molecular function (GO): zinc ion binding
Source: RefSeq, a predicted model, not a curated record
AUGGAAAAAUGGGGUGUGGAAGUUCAUGUGUGGCAAUUAUAUAGAGCUAAGUGCAAGGCUAGAGAUGAGAAUAUGGGCAUGCAUUGUGAAAGUUUCAAAAAACUUAAGAAAUAUGUCCAUUAUUUGCAAACAUAUAACCCGGGUACAGUUGUAAAAAUUCAGUCAGCUCCAAGGGUUAAUGAAGAUGAUCCUUUUGUUUUUCAAAGAAUAUGGAUUAUGUUUGAUGCUAUAAAGUCUGGGUUUGAGAAUGGUUGCAGACCCUUUAUAAGAUUAGAUGGUUGCCACUUGAAGGGUCCAUAUGGAGGGAUUUUCCUAGUUGCAGUCAUACUGGAUGGAAAUAGAGGUGUGCUACCUCUUGCAUUUUCUAUAGUUGAAGCAGAAUGUGGUGAUAGCUGGACAUUUUUCCUAAAAAAUAUUUAUUCUUGCAUUGGUGGAGGAACUAAUGAUAGGCCUUUAACUAUUAUGUCAGAUAGGCAAAAGGGACUCGUUGAUGCUGUCAAAAAUAUAUUUCCCAAUGCAUCUCAUAGAGUUUGUUGCAGGUAUUUAUACAUGAAUUUCAAGAAAGAGUUCCCUGGACUCAUGCUCAGAGAUGAUUUUUGGAAUGCUGUAAAGAGUACUCAUUCUUAUGAGUUUUGGCUUCACAUGAAGAAUUUGAAGCCCAAGUUGCAUCAAAGAUUUGCUAAAGCUCAAACAUGGGAAGAGAUAGUUACACCAAGAACAAAGAAAGUAUUGAAUAAGAUCAUUACUGCCAGUAGGUUUCUUAAGUUGCUCCCUGGUAGAAAUGAAGAGUAUGAGGUUCAUGAGGGUCCAUAUAGGUUUGCUGUUAGUUUAGCUAAAAGGACAUGCAGUUGUGGAUGGUGGGAUAUAAGUGGUUUACCAUGCAAGCAUGCUGCUAGAGCAAUUGCAUAUGUUAGGGGUAAUAUUGAAGAGUUUUGCCAUGAAUAUUACACUGUGCAGUGCUAUUCAAGAGUUUAUGCAGGUGCCAUACAUCCUGUUCCUCAAACUGAGCUUGAACCUGAUAAUGAACACCCAUCAAUGUUGCCACCUCCUUUGAGGAGGCAACCGGGAAGGCCAAGGAAGGCUAGAAAGAGAGAUGAGAGUGAACCACCAGCAAGAGGAAGGAGGACAUCAACUGUCACUUGUGCUAGGUGCUUACAAACAUGCCACAAUAAGAGAACUUGUCAAUAUGCUGCUGUUGGGGCAAAUAUGGCUGCAAGUCAAAAGUAG